AUGCAUUACUCUUUCGUCGCCGCCGCUCUCCUGGCACCACUGGCACUUGCUGCCCCACAUGAGAAGACUCUCCUUAGCCGCCAGGAGGCCGCUACCAGCCUGAACGAAGUCUUUGUUGGCCACGGAAAGAAGUAUUUCGGUGUUGCCACAGACCAGGGCUGCCUCAAUGCCGACAAGAACGCUGCUAUCAUCCAGGCCGACUUCGGACUGGUAACGCCAGAGAACAGCGGAAAGUGGGAUACGAUCGAGUCAUCCCAGGGAAACUUCAACUUUGCAGGACUCGAUUAUCUCGUCGAUUGGGCCACGACCAACGGCAAGUUCGCGGACACACCACCGUGUGGCACAGUCAGCUUCCGGGAUGGGUUUCAGCCAUCACUUACAAAGCGACCCUGA
This is a messenger RNA of Pseudogymnoascus destructans, 393 nucleotides long. RefSeq lists its product as uncharacterized. The record is from RefSeq and is a predicted model, not a curated record. Gene Ontology annotation, biological process: carbohydrate metabolic process. Gene Ontology annotation, molecular function: hydrolase activity, hydrolyzing O-glycosyl compounds. The transcript has 2 exons. NCBI's taxonomy places the organism in Eukaryota, Fungi, Ascomycota, Leotiomycetes, Thelebolales, Thelebolaceae. Bases 1 to 393 code for a protein of 130 amino acids.